Molecule: messenger RNA, 4745 nt
Organism: Stegastes partitus (bicolor damselfish)
Lineage: Eukaryota; Metazoa; Chordata; Actinopteri; Pomacentridae
Product: amphoterin-induced protein 1-like
Exons: 2
Coding region: 255-1784 (509 amino acids)
Biological process (GO): brain development
Cellular component (GO): membrane
Molecular function (GO): protein binding
Source: RefSeq, a predicted model, not a curated record
GGUGAGGACCGCAGGCUGCUUUUCUUUUGCUUUUCUUUGCGGUCAUUUCUGUGGAGCACGUCCGCCUGUGCGCCCUCUGAUCUCCGCUGAGGAGGAGGAGGAGGAUGUCCUGCAGCGGAUCUUCUGCGGGACUGGGCUGAUAAAGACUCCCUCUGCUCGCUUCGGAUCUCUGGACACCGACAAAAAGCUCCAUGACCCUGCCGUGAAGACCGAGUCAGCACAUCCACAAUCCUGCAGUUCUCAGUCCCGGCACGAUGGGGGGCUCAGUCUGCGUUUCUCAGCCCGCCACUGCAGCAGCGUUCAGAAGCUUUAUCACAGUUCUGCAUCUGACUUUACUGCUGCUGGCGGUGAGAGUCGACGGCCAGCUAAUGGGAAGCCCGCUGGACUGUCACAAGACCUGCGUGUGCGCCAGCAACAUCGUCAGCUGUUCCAAGAUGAAUCUAACAAACGUCCCCCUCGCUCUGCCCAAAUACACAGCCGUCCUGGACCUCAGCUUCAACGCCAUCACCAAGCUCCGAGCUGAGUGGACCCCCGACCAUCUCAGCAGACUGCACAGUCUGCUGCUCAGCAACAACGGCCUCACCUUCCUCUCCUCUGAGGCGUUCAUCUACGUGACGAAGCUUCGUUACCUGGACCUUUCCUCUAACGGCCUCCGUCUGCUGGACGAGUUCAUCUUUGAGCCGCUGGAGAAUCUGGAAGUGCUGCUUCUGUACAACAAUCACAUCUCUCAGAUAGAUCGCACUGCCUUCUCUGGCCUGGACAAGCUGCAGAGGCUCUAUCUGAGCCAGAACUUCAUAACAAGGUUCCCCUUGGAGCUGGUGAAGGAGCGAAGCCGGCUGCAAACUCUUAAACUCCUUGAUGUUUCCUCCAACCGAAUUAAAUCGCUGCCCCUGUAUGAGCUGCAGCUUCUGCCCGCCUGGAUCAAGAAUGGUCUGUAUUUCCACAACAACUCGCUGUCCUGCAGCUGUGACCUGUAUGACCUGGUGGCACGCUGGCACCUCAAGGAGCUCAGCUCUGCCACUGACUUCAAGAGCAAACACACAUGUGUGAUACCAGGCCAGCGGAAGGAAAAAAUGGCCAUACUGGAUCUGGAUAAGGCCUAUUUAAACUGCAGUGAGGUCAAAACUCUGGACGAAGUAGCAUAUCUGGAGCAGUACCUGGUGCUGGACUGUGACACCAGGCAGAGGGACAUGGAGAAGAGAUGGACACUGCCAGGAAACGUCACACUGUCUCCGGCAAACAAGACUGCUGUGUUGCGUUCUGACGGAAACCUGCAGAUUGGUCCCCUGAAGGUGGAGGACUCAGGGGUCUACACCUGCUAUGCUACAAGUGAUUCCUUCAAUGAGACGCUGUAUAUAACGGUGCUGGUCUAUAACAGCACCGUGGCUGGUGGACUGGAGAACCUAAAGACGGCCUACACCACCCUGGUAGCAUGUCUGGUCAGUGUCGUCAUGGUUCUCAUCUACCUCUACCUCACACCCUGUCGCUGCCCCUGCUGUCCGGGUCAGGGUCUGGAGAAAAGCGAGCCUGGACAGAGCCUCCACUCCUCAACUGUCAGCCUGUCUCAGGCGCACGAGGAGACGCCGCAAGAAAAAGCAGAAGGCGGAGGCUUCCCCUACAGACACGUGGCCUUCCUGGAUCCCAAGGAGCAGAUGGAGCAGAACGGGAGGCUGAAUCCGAUCGGUGAGGAAGAUGAGGAGUGGCAGGGGGACAGCUCAGAGAGGAGGAGGUCUGAUGCCGAGUCUGUCAGCUCCGUGUGCUCCGACACUCCCAUGGUGGUGUGAAGGCCAUCAGCAGAGCCUGCAGGGUGAGACGCUCAUAGACACAACUUCUCUGUAGCUCUGGACGUGUGCAGGAAGCGUCCUCCACACAAAGCUUCAGCUGGUGGUUUGGUGGCAGCAGCAUGUACUGUUAAUACCAAUAAACUGCAAGGUCUCGAUAAAAGCCAUUCUAAGCCCAAAAACAAACUUUCAAUGCCUAAAAACUGCAGUUAGAAUACUUUAUGACUGACGGACGGUAUUUCAAUAAAUGCUUUUAUCUGAUCCAGGAUUGAAAAGCAAACGGUCACUCUUACAUUCUUACAUGAAAUUGCAAAAAGUACGAUUUAUGAAGACAAAAAUAACCAUAUAUCUGUCAGGGGACAUCACAGAUUCAUAUUCAGAAACGACUUUGCUGUGCAGCAGGAGCUCGAAAUAUUGUUUGCAUUUAUGAUGCAAGUCCCUAAAAAUAUUCUCACAGAGGAGAACCUCUAAUUACCGAGAGCAUGAAAACCUAUUUGAUGUUAUCCUCAGUUUCCUUUGCUUAUGAAUAUCCAGAGGCUGCAUGUUAACACAGCGUUUUAUGUGCCGGGAUUGUGACGCUACGGAGAUGCUGAAGUUUUAAAAACGACGGACAGAAGCGGCUGCUUAAAAGAGAAGCUGUUUUAUUUUAUGCAAAGCUUGCAGAGCUCACUUAAUUAUUCCUGCAAGAUAGAUCGUUCAAUAUUUAUGCUAUAUGUUACAUUCCUGUUUGGUUUGGUUGGCCUUCACAGAACAUGAUGCAGGGCUCAUGCAUUUCUUUCACAUCUGGGCGUGGUUUCAUGUGUUGAUUGUGUUUACUGCUUCGACUAAACGUCACAUUCAGGUCUUUUUAACGUCAUUUCAGACUCAACACAACUUCAUUAAUGGCACGAUGCUUUUAUUAUAAUUUACUUUAGUCUGAUUUAAAGCAGCUCUAAUGUGAUUUACAUUCGUUAAAAUUGUGUCGACGAGGAGUUAAAGAUAAACCAAACAGUUGUUCAUAUUGAUCACAGCGACACAUUCUCACUGUACUUAUUGUUUAUUUACCUGUGAAAGCAUAACUAUGAGCUGCUACCCGGCACAUGUAAGUUCAAUUUAGACAGGUGUAAGAGUAUUUCACCUAAUCUACAAUAAUUCCCAGGAAAUGCAGCAUUAAAUAUUCAACAAAGAUCCAUUUUUAAUGUUGUUGAGAUUUAAUUAAUGAGAACAAUUUGCGUCCAAAGAUAUAAUUUUUGAACAAAAUGUCCGAUCCCCUCCUGGUUUCAGAAUGUGUUCUUAUUCUAACCACCUGAUCAGUGUUUAUGCAUGAAUGCAGUCUGUGUGUGUGUGUGUGUGUGUGUGUGUGUGUGUGUGUGUGUGUGUGUGUGUGUGUGGUGUCAGCAGAAUCUGGUCCACCGGCUGAACGUAUCACAGUUUCUGCUUCACAAAGUCAGCAUUGCAAUAAGCUAAAGCUCGUUUAAAUCCUACAAAAAACAUUCCACAAGACAAUAAAGUCACUCAGCUGUCAGUGCAGCUGCUGCAGGAUUUGCGUCCUGAUGGCCUCCAUCCUCUGAGACGCUGCUUCUCACUCGUUUCUCCUUUUUGACAAUAGAUAAAUGCAGCCACCUCUUUGCAGAACAACUCACGGCUGAGCUGUGAGUAGUUUAAUGAGACUGAAGAGUUUGGAGGAAAAAAAGUCAUUCAUAACACAAAAUAACUAAAGAUUGUAGAAGAAAAUAAGAAUCAUUUUGCUGGGACUGAUUUAUUUUUCUUAUUCUCUGCACCAGUGAACAUCUCACGACCGUUUAGAUUCAUCGUACAACACUCUGUUUGGAAACCACUGCUCGAAAAGAAUUAAUAAUGUUUAAAUAUACAUACUAUAAUGUCACUUGUUUGAUUUUCAGGGUUUAAAUCACACUAACGUUACGACUCAGUAGUAUGUUGGGUGUGAGUUACAGACGAGCAGCAUAAAUGCGCAUCCCGCCACACUGGACGGCUAAUAGCAGCCGGGAAUGGUGGUCCAGAGGGGAAACCAGUGAGAGCGAGUCCCAUCCACUGCAUGCUUCUGGGCAUUAGAGCCCAGCCCUGAGCAAAUCAGCCAAUGACAGCCAGCCAGCCAGAAGUCUCAUAAACACAGUCAGAAAUAGCAGCGAGCAGCGCAGCCAGCACACAGGCCUCCUGGCUGUCUGGCUCAGCUCAAAUGUAAAUAUGGAGGGAGCAGUUUCUCAAUCAGACGUCUUCAUUUUCAUUUCCAAAAUACCUUCAAGUCAAGUCGAGGCUCAUGUUUGAACUUGAAUGGAAUCACCACAAAAGUAUGGUACAUGUAUGAGUAUAAAUCAGUGACGAUCAAGAAAUAGAGUGAGGUGUAAAUGCAGUUUUUACUAAACUGAAGUCACUCUGGUUCUGUUGCUGAUAAACGAGCGACACGAUUUACUGUUGAUGAUGAAAUAUACUCACAUAAAUGUCUGACGUGUUCCUCCAACUGUUCAGGAUCACAAGAUGUAGCAAUGUGAAGUCAAUGCACUUUUUCUUUUUUAAUCAGAAGAACAAUAAUAUAUUAAUCUCUCACUUCUCAUGGUGCUUUUUGGGGGAUAAUUUAGGUGAAUUCACGCCUUAAUUAAAUGUGUUGUGAGAACAUUGUGAGCGUCGUCUAGUAAAAAUAAUAACGGUGUUAGUAUGUAGGAAGUAAUUACGUCUUUCAAAGGGUGUCGGCUUUGUCAUAACGUCUGUUUGUUUCCUCUGAAGUCACUUAUAAUAACCAAAGACUGAGUUCCGUGUUGAGCGUUCAUAACCUACAUGUUCAGUGUUUACAGCCUCGUUGUCACGCGUGUGUGCGUCCAGGUCACCUUCCUGUGUUUAGUCACAAACAUAUGUUUUAAUAUAUGCAAUCCUGUAUAAGGACUUGAUGUAUUUUCAUUUUUGCUGUAUUAUUGUGUUGUUCCUGUGUUUCCUAAACAGUAUAAAUAAACGUGAAUAAUGUCGGCUGUA